CACCGCUGUUUGAUAGUGGCUCAGCCGUCUGUGCUGACCUGGCCGGAGUAUCUUCCUCAUAACAACUUUCGCUGUAUUCCCUCACUCUCUGUCGCCCGCACUUCUAAUUCAACGCCUUCAUCCACCGUAUCUGCUCAUUAUCGCCUUCUAUCCCUGCUCAUACCAUGUCCACCUACUCUUCCGCUGUUGGAUCUGUGGUCGCAAACAAGGAGGAGCGCCGCCGACGGUCCUCCAGUAUUAUUUCCCACGUUCAACCAGAGACUAUCGAAGAACAGAUCGACCAGGCUGCUCUGCCUAACCUCAACGCCAACUGGGUCCAUAACAAAGGCGCUUGGAUCAUUCACUUUGUGCUGAUCGCCGGCCUCAAGAUUUUCUACGACCUCCUCCCAGGCGUCUCGCAAGAGUUAAGUUGGACGCUCACGAAUAUCUCAUAUGUUGUCGGUUCAUACAUAAUGUUUCACUACGUUACCGGAAUACCGUUCGAGUUCAACGGCGGCGCUUACGACAACCUCAACAUGUGGGAGCAAAUUGACGAUGGCGACCAGUACACUCCGACCAAAAAAUUCCUGCUCGGAGUUCCCAUCGGACUAUUUCUGGUUUCCACUCACUACACUCACUACGAUCUCGGAAUGUUUGUGCUGAAUUGUAUCGCCUGCCUCUGCGUCGUGAUUCCAAAGCUGCCUAGUAGCCAUCGCAUGCGACUGACAGUUCCCGAGGUCCUCUCGUCAACCAGGGAGUCGUAGCCCAUCUACCUCCGGACCUUCUCACUCGCUUUUACAUUUAUUCCUUAUCGAUUUCCAGUUUUUGUUUUAUCCUUGAUUGUCUUUUUUGCGCGCACAUAUCUCAGUAACUCUCCUUGAUGUCCUGAUCUGAUAGGACGCUUGGAUCGAAGUUUUCAGCACCUUGUCAGACCCUUCUACUUUAAUGUUUAUUCCGUGAACUUUACAACAGUCUCUCUUUACAUUUCCUACGCAAAAUGCAACUGAUAACAGCGACGCACGUGCUACGAUCGCUGCUAAUAAGGCAGUUGCAGCCCACCACUCAUUUCAGUGAUUGUCAGAUUAUUUCUGAAUACUCAAUCAAUUUUUGUGUCGUGUGGUGAUUUAUGAAAGCAAAAUUUGUGGAUGCAAUAACGGGCCAGCAACCAAGCGACUCCA
Molecule: messenger RNA, 1157 nt
Organism: Myxozyma melibiosi
Lineage: Eukaryota; Fungi; Ascomycota; Lipomycetes; Lipomycetales; Lipomycetaceae
Product: ORMDL family-domain-containing protein
Exons: 5
Coding region: 165-743 (192 amino acids)
Biological process (GO): ceramide metabolic process; sphingolipid biosynthetic process; intracellular sphingolipid homeostasis
Cellular component (GO): endoplasmic reticulum membrane
Source: RefSeq, a predicted model, not a curated record